Molecule: messenger RNA, 485 nt
Organism: Leptinotarsa decemlineata (Colorado potato beetle)
Lineage: Eukaryota; Metazoa; Arthropoda; Insecta; Coleoptera; Chrysomelidae
Gene: SmE
Product: Small ribonucleoprotein particle protein SmE
Biological process (GO): mRNA splicing, via spliceosome
Cellular component (GO): spliceosomal complex
Molecular function (GO): RNA binding
Source: RefSeq, a predicted model, not a curated record
AAGUCAUCGGUCAAACAAAUCACAAAUCGGCAUCAGAAAGAAAACAUUCUUCAACGGUUUCAUCAAAUUUCGACUUGAAUUUCGCCACUGAAACACUACGAAAAUGGCCUACAAACCGCAAAAAGUACAAAAGGUGAUGGUGCAACCCAUCAACCUCAUCUUCAGGUACCUGCAGAACCGAUCGAGGGUACAAGUUUGGCUCUACGAAAAUAUCCACCUGCGUAUCGAGGGGCACAUCGUCGGUUUCGACGAGUACAUGAACCUGGUGUUGGACGACGCCGAAGAAUACUACAUGAAGACGAAGGUGAGGAAGCCCUUGGGGAGGAUAAUGUUGAAAGGAGACAAUAUCACAUUGAUACAGAACGUGAAACCGGAUGGAAAUUAGCAAAGCAACAAAAUUUGUUCGAAAGACUUUUAGUUUUAAGUUCAACAAUCAAGAGGUGAAUGAAGCGUGUAUAUACACUGAAUAAAAGUAACAGUUUCUA